This is a messenger RNA of Pelmatolapia mariae (spotted tilapia), 1317 nucleotides long. RefSeq names its product peroxisomal trans-2-enoyl-CoA reductase-like. NCBI's taxonomy places the organism in Eukaryota, Metazoa, Chordata, Actinopteri, Cichliformes, Cichlidae. The record is from RefSeq and is a predicted model, not a curated record. The coding region runs from base 154 to 1050 and encodes 298 amino acids. Gene Ontology annotation, cellular component: peroxisome. The transcript is spliced from 8 exons. Gene Ontology annotation, biological process: phytol metabolic process. Gene Ontology annotation, molecular function: trans-2-enoyl-CoA reductase (NADPH) activity.
UGGACCACAGUAGUCAGCAGCGCUAUUACAUCCAGGCUGAAGUACUGGAACCAGUAGAGUUCAUGGAGAGCCGAUUUGAGGUGCUUUGCUCCUUUAUACCGCAUCACAAAUUCUGACUCCCUCGGUUUUCCUCAUCGGUACCUCGCAACAAGCAUGGGGGCUUCCAGUGUGUUCCGACCGGGCUUGUUCAACCAUAAAGUUGCAAUAGUGACGGGUGGAGGCACCGGGAUCGGUAAAGCUAUCUCUGCGGAGCUGCUGGAGCUGGGCUGCAGUGUGGUGAUCUCCAGCAGAAAGGCAGACAGGCUGGAGGCAGCAGCUCGGGAGAUGAGACAGAAAAUCCCUCCCUCCAGUCCUGCAAGUGUCACUGCUCUGCCCUGUAACAUCCGCAGCGAGGAGGAGGUGAAGGCUCUUGUGUCAUCAGUGCUGAAGCGAUAUGACCGUAUAGACUUUCUGGUGAACAAUGGAGGAGGUCAGUUCAGAAGCCCUGCAGAAGACAUGUCCUCUAAGGGCUGGAAGGCUGUGAUAGACACCAACCUGACAGGAACCUUCCACUGCUGCAAGGAGGUCUACACAGCAUGGAUGAAGGAGCACGGAGGCGCCAUCGUCAGCAUCAUCGCCAACAUGUGGAACGGCUUCCCAGACGCGGCCCACACAGGAGCAGCGAGGGCAGCGGUGGAUAACUUAACUAAGAGUCUCGCCAUCGAGUGGGCAGCCUCGGGGGUCCGAAUCAACGCUGUUGCACCAGGUAAAAUAUUUUCCAAAACUGCGAUGGAGAACUAUAAAGAGAAUAGACCAGAUCUUUUCAAGAUGUCCGUUCCAUUCACUCCUUCGAAGAGGCUGGGAGUGCCCGAAGAGGUCUCAUCUGCAGUGUGCUUCCUGCUCUCUCCUGCUGCUUCCUACAUUUCUGGAGCCACGUUGAAGGUCGAUGCGGGACAAAGUUUGUAUACGUCCAUGUGGAAGAUACCGAACCACAGUGCAUGGCCUGAAGCUCCAGAGGGGGAGAACCUGGAUGCUCUGAAUGAACUAGUCGACCCAAAAAGCAAACUCUGAUUCACUCAUGGGAUGCACGAGAGCACAAAAUCCCCACGCCAAAAGCCAUCGUGGACUCUGAGCCACAAGCAUUAUCAAGCACACCGACGUGGCCUGGUUAGAAAGUCUGUAUUUGUAGUGUGUGACUGAUUAUUGAUUAUUAAGAGUCUGCACAUAAUUGCAUGUAAUUAAUAGCACUACAAGUGUCCAGAGGUAAAGAUUUGUAACAUUCCAGCUGCUGAAAUGUACAUAUUGUUUUUCUUUCCAAUGCUCUUGUCAGUAAGUCAA